This is a messenger RNA of Podarcis raffonei (Aeolian wall lizard), 2990 nucleotides long. It is a transcript of the gene PFKFB2, whose product is annotated as 6-phosphofructo-2-kinase/fructose-2,6-biphosphatase 2. The coding region runs from base 549 to 2201 and encodes 550 amino acids. The record is from RefSeq and is a predicted model, not a curated record. Gene Ontology annotation, cellular component: cytosol. Gene Ontology annotation, molecular function: ATP binding; 6-phosphofructo-2-kinase activity; fructose-2,6-bisphosphate 2-phosphatase activity. Gene Ontology annotation, biological process: fructose 2,6-bisphosphate metabolic process; fructose metabolic process. The transcript has 17 exons. Lineage: Eukaryota; Metazoa; Chordata; Lepidosauria; Squamata; Lacertidae.
CUGCGCUCCCUUUCCCCCACAUUGUUUUGUAACAGGAGCCGCUGCUACGCGGAGCCUCUUUGCACAUGCGUUUGCGGCGUGGGUCCCGAACCGUUUGCUGCAUUACAUUUGGCUCAUUAUAAGUGCCACCAGCCCUCUGGAUAAGUUUCCUGCCCGCGGUUACCUGUCGUCCCCCCGUGGACGGGUUGCUUUUCAAACUCAGUCCGCGAACGUGUGCACGCAUUGAGUGUGAUGCAACACCCAAGAAAUAUGAUGGAUGUACAGGGCUUAUGUAAUUUCAUGCACAUCGUUAAAUACACCACCACCCUUGAGAAAUACCCUUGUGAUCAUACGCAAGUGUACGAUAACCCUCCUUUUGCCACUGUUUUUUUCCGUUUCCCUCUUUCUGCGUUUCUUUGCGUCACUUACUGAAUUCGCACCUCGUAGCCGGCGCUGCCGGUUGGCCGUCUUCAUUUCCGCAUCUUCACAGAGCCGGCCUCUUUUUCCCUCUCGGCGUCUGGAAGAAGAAGGCUGGCGAUCAAAAGUGAGGAAGUGUGUGCCUUGCAGCAAUGUCAGGGGAUGCAGCUCCAGUACCGGAGCAGGUAAACAGCAACGGUUGCAACCAAGAAAACAAACCUUCAAAUCAGCGAUUCUCGGAGAAAAAGUGCUCAUGGGCCUCUUAUAUGACCAAUUCCCCUACUCUGAUUGUAAUGAUUGGCCUCCCUGCAAGAGGCAAGACCUAUGUGUCCAAGAAAUUAACUCGCUACCUCAACUGGAUUGGAGUGCCUACAAAAGUAUUUAACUUAGGAGUCUACCGCCGUGAAGCAGUACAAUCAUACAAGUCAUAUGAUUUCUUCAGGCAUGAUAAUGAAGAAGCCAUGAGGAUUCGAAAACAAUGUGCCUUGGUGGCCCUUGAAGAUGUGAAAGUUUAUCUCAUGGAGGAGUCUGGCCAGAUAGCUGUCUUUGAUGCAACUAACACAACUCGGGAGAGGCGGGACAUGAUUUUGACCUUUGCUAAAGAAAAUUCUUUUAAGGUGUUUUUUGUGGAGUCUGUCUGUGAUGAUCCAGAGGUCAUUGCUGCCAAUAUAUUGGAAGUGAAGGUUUCCAGCCCUGACUACCCAGAGAGAAACCGAGAGAAUGUGAUGGAUGAUUUCCUAAAGCGAAUAGAAUGCUAUAAAGUCACCUAUCAGCCUCUUGAUCCAGUUAAUUAUGACAAAGACCGUUCUUUCAUUAAAGUGAUCAACGUAGGGCAGCGCUUCCUUGUCAACAGAGUCCAAGAUUACAUCCAAAGUAAAAUUGUCUAUUACCUUAUGAAUAUCCAUGUUCAGCCACGCACCAUCUAUCUCUGUAGACAUGGUGAGAGUGAGUGCAACCUGGUUAGCAAGAUUGGUGGGGAUUCGGGCCUGUCAGCGCGGGGGAAGCAGUUUGCACAAGCAUUGAAAAAGUUCAUCAAGGAGCAGGAGAUUGUGGAUCUGAAGGUCUGGACUAGCCAAUUGAAAAGAACUAUCCAGACAGCAGAGGCCCUGGGAGUCCCAUAUGAGCAGUGGAAGAUAUUGAACGAGAUUGAUGCUGGAGUAUGUGAAGAAAUGACCUAUGAAGGAAUUCAGAGGAAGUAUCCAGAAGAAUUUGCACUUCGGGAUCAAGAUAAAUACCUUUAUCGCUACCCUGGAGGAGAGUCUUACCAAGAUUUGGUCCAACGCUUGGAACCUGUGAUUAUGGAGCUAGAGCGUCAGGGCAAUGUUCUAGUUAUUUCUCAUCAAGCAGUUAUGAGAUGCUUACUGGCCUAUUUCCUUGAUAAGAGUGCAGAUGAGCUUCCCUACCUGAGGUGCCCUCUUCAUACCAUCCUUAAACUCACACCAGUUGCUUAUGGCUGUAAAUUGGAAAUGAUUUCCCUGAAUGUGGAAGCUGUGGACACACACCGGGACAAGCCACCCACAACAAACAACCUUCCCAAGAGCCAAACCCCUGUAAGGAUGAGAAGGAACAGCUUUACACCACUAGCCAGUCCGGACACAUUAAAACGUCCUCGCAAUUACAGUGUUGGGAGCCAGCCUCUCAGUCCGGCAGGGUCUCUUCUGUUCCGGGAGGCUCGAGACGGGGCUGAUCAACAAAAGCUGCAAGACAGUGUUCAGCUUCAAGGUGGAAGUGCUUGCCUGGAGAAAUCAGACGCAAUCAUCUGUGAGCCCCUGGUCUCGCUACCACCAAGUGAGAUUGUCCCAUGAAGGAGGCAUUGGCUGCAAACCUGCACAGAAUGGCCAGUCUCUUAAAUUUCCUUCCCCUUCUAUUGCUCUGCAACUAUGCUGGUCUGCAUUCCCCUUUGCAGCAUUGCUAAAUGUAACUGUGGCAAGUCUCUCUUUGAUAUCUUAGCUUUUUCCAUUUUGUGUGUGGACCUCAGCUGUAUUAAUAUUUGUAAAUCUGUGGUUAUUUUUGUAACAUUCCCCAAUAGCUGUGAUUGUCCUGUACAAUUGUGUGUGUGGAAGAGAGAGAGGGAGGUUGUGUAUUUCUGUGUGUGGUAUUUUUGCUUUGUGGAGUUAGAUUUCUGCCCUGCAUGUAAUGGUGAUUGUGACAGCUGCCUUGCAACACAUGUGGGAGUCGCUUUUCCUUGCCAUUUAUGGAAUGCAUUUUUUCCUAGAAACCACAAUCCAUUUGUAGUCCCUAGCUGCUUUAUGGGAGUGAUUUAAUAAUAGAGAUAAUUUUUUUGUUAAAUAUUUGCUGCAUAUUAGGAAAUAGAUGCAGGGAUAUGUGAUUCAGGGUCUGGAAUGCACUUUCAAUACUUGGCACUGUUCCCGUACUUUGCCUUAAUGGGAACACUCCCAAAGAAAUCUGAAGAUUAUUUGCCUGCACAAUGUGCUUUAUUGUUUGCUGAAAAUGUUUCAGUUUUGUCCCUGGCUGUCCUGGAAACCUUUUCAUAGGGUUCCCAUACCCUAGUGCUUGCAUUUUCCCAUAAUUGCAAUCUUGUUGGUGUAUGUUUUGUAAAAUGAUAAUAGUAAUAAUAAUCUUGGUAAACGCUA